Porites lobata is the source of this 507-nucleotide messenger RNA. NCBI's taxonomy places the organism in Eukaryota, Metazoa, Cnidaria, Anthozoa, Scleractinia, Poritidae. The record is from the annotation of a GenBank genome assembly.
AUGGCGUUUGAGUGGACUUCCAAAUACUGCCAAUUUUCCUUUCUUUUGAAAAUGGACGACGACGUUUUUGUCAACACGAGGGCAUUAAUUUCACUUUUGAAAAACCCGAAAACCCCUCGAGAAAAUCUCUACACUGGAAAGGUUGAAGCACCCGCGAAAGUGCUGAGACAUGGAAAAUGGAAAGUCUCCGAAAAUGAAUAUAAUGGGACCAUCUACCCACCCCUCUGUCCUGGUUUCGGAAUUGUUCUUUCCCCUGAUGUUGUGGAUACUUUUGUCGGUUUAUUCGAUGUCGUACCAAGAUUUAGACUCGACGAUGUUUACAUAGCUCUGCUGGCAAACAAAACUGGUGUCAAGCCAAUCCAUAAUCCUAAUUUUGAGGUGUUUCCUGAUAAUAAAAAUAGAUGCAGGUUCAUAAACAGUACUUUGGUGCGACAUACGGUCACUGGUGAUUGCCUUUUCAAGGUUUAUAAUGAAAUGCUUUCUUACUUAUCAGCUGUUAAAGGGUGA